This is a messenger RNA of Camelina sativa (false flax), 1959 nucleotides long. Lineage: Eukaryota; Viridiplantae; Streptophyta; Magnoliopsida; Brassicales; Brassicaceae. The record is from RefSeq and is a predicted model, not a curated record.
CCGAUUGAACACAGUAGAGAGAGUAAACUCAAAACCCUCGAAUCCUCUCAAUCGAUCGACAACCGCCAUUGUUUACAAAGAAGAGAUCUCUAGAUGAGAGGUGCUUUAGGAAGAAGAUUCACAAACCCUAAUGGCUUCACCAUUGCAGCAUCCAUAGUCAAACAAACUCCAUUUCUCACCCAAUCCACAUCUCAUUUCUCCUCCGACUCCGCCGGCCGUGGUCGUGGACGUGGUUCCGGUGGUGAUGGAGGGUUUCCCGCCGUUGGAAGGGGACAAUUCGGUGUGAAUCGUGAACCGGAGAAGGCUUGCGAACCGGUGGUUCCUGGACGUGAACCGUCGUCGUCAUCUGCCGGAGGUUAUGGUCAUGGUCGUGGUCGUCCGAUCCAAUCUGAUUCGGUUUCUCCUGCGUUUUCUUCUUUCGGUAGACCUGAUUCUUCUAGCGUUGGCAGUGGUAGAGGAUCCCUUGGGUCAGACUCCGUUUCACCUUUCGCUGCUGAUCCUCCUCGCCAUUCGCCGCCUCCACCGCAGCAACAACAACACUCACAAUCGCAGCAGCAGCACAGUGAUGAAUCUCAGGGAAGUCCUGUAUUUUCGAAGCUACAGGAGAUGAAGGACGUAACUUCUUCGCCACCACCACCACCAGAGUCUAAAUCUGGUCAAGCUGAUCCACCUAUUACCAUAUUCAAUGCGUUAGGAAGUGAGGUUUCACAUCCAAGUGGAGCAGGUAGAGGGAAGCCUCUUGUGGAAUCUGCUCCAAUCCAACCAGAAGAAAACCGUCACAUUCGACGUCCUCAGCCUCCACCACCGCAACAGCAACAGCAGCAGCGUUCACAGCCGCAGCAGAAGAGGGCUCAAAAGCCUAGGGAUGAAACUCCCAGGCCACAAUUGAGUAUGGAAGAGGCUGGAAGAAGAGCAAGGAGCGAGCUUUCGCGCGGCGAAGCUGAAGGAGGAGGCGCUGUGAGGGGAAGAGGAGGGAGAGGAAGAGGAAGAGGAGCAAGAGGGAGAGGCAGAGGCAGAGGUGGUGAAGGAUGGAGAGAUGAUAAGAAAGAAGAAGAAGGUGAACAAGAGGCUAUGAGUAUAUUCGCUGGAGAUUCAGCUGAUGGAGAGAAGUUUGCUAAGAAAAUGGGACCUGAAUUGAUGAAAACGUUAGCAGAAGGUUUCGAAGAAGUAUGCGAAAAGGCGUUGCCUUCCACUACUCAUGAUGCCAUUAUAGAUGCCUAUGACACCAAUCUCAUGAUUGAGUGUGAGCCAGAAUACAUUAUGCCAGACUUUGGAUCGAAUCCUGACAUUGAUGAGAAGCCACCAAUGUCUCUGCGUGAGUGCCUUGAGAAAGUGAAGCCUUUCAUAGUGGCUUAUGAGGGAAUCAAGGAUCAAGAAGAAUGGGAGGAAGCAAUUAAUGAAGCGAUGGCACAAGCUCCCCUUAUGAAAGAGAUUGUUGAUCACUACAGUGGUCCUGAUCGAGUAACUGCCAAGAAACAGAAUGAGGAACUCGAUAGAAUUGCUACAACGAUUCCCAAAAGUGCACCUGAUUCCGUGAAACGAUUUGCAGAUCGUGCAGCUCUUACUCUUAAGAGUAAUCCUGGUUGGGGAUUUGACAAGAAAUACCAGUUCAUGGACAAGCUCGUUUUGGAGGUGUCACAAAGCUACAAAUAAAUAACUCAGAUUUUAAACUUCUUUAAAAGCUUCAUUGGUGGUUGAGUUUAUAUAGAUCGUACUCUAGAUCUUGCCUCUACUUAAAAACGGUACCCAUUUCUUUUCAACAAGUACUCGAAAUUUGGGCGUUGGCUUUUUCGUCAUACGUUUUGAGGGUUCCCGUAAUAACGUCAUUGUUCUUUCGAUUAUUGUUACUCAAGAGAUUGUAUUGUAUCCUUUUUCUUUAAGGGGUCAUAAAGGGCUUAAGCCUGUUCUUAAAAAAUCUGUGUAAUAGAAAAGAGAAUGGUUCUUGACUGUUAGUGUUAA